GGAAUGAGACCGAACACCAAUUUCUUUUGCACAAAACUGUCCCUAUUGGCUUCAAUGAUGGUGACUUCCGAUGAACUUCGCAGAUCCUGACGCGGCCGUCCAAGGCCAACAAGAACUUCCCGUUCCACGUCCGCACCACCCAGAUCGCCGUGAUGGAGGCGGUGGGCGUGGCCGGCGCGUCGCACCUCUACCACUUCGGCCACCACAACUACGCGCCCGGCGGGCCCAAGAUCCCCGCCACGGCGCCCGUCGCCGACUGGAUGCACGAGGUGCCCGUGGGGCUCUUCACCGUGGGGCGGGCCGUCACCGAGCUGAGAACGACCCCGCCGGCGCUGCGGGCGAUGGGGGCGCUGGGCGCGCUGGGCGCGCUGUCCUCGCCCACCAACACCGCGCCGGCCGCCACCCUCUACCGGUCGCCGCCGCCGUCCGCGCCGCCCGCUGACGACCACGAGCUGCCGACGUCGCCGACGAGGACGUCCGCGACGACGUCCGCGCGGAGGCCGGCGCUGCCGCUCGGCGCCGACAUGGCCGGCGGCGACGCCCGCGUGGCCGACGGCCGGGAGAGCUCGGCCAGCUCCAGCCGGGAGUCGUCGUCGCCCGCCGUGGAGCCGCCGCGGGACACCCCCAAGGACCCGCACAUGUUCCUGGCGCCCUCGCUGCGGAGCGCGCUGUCCAGCUCGAGCUCCUCGAACACCGCCCUGGAGCUGAGGUCGCGGCUGGGGUCGGCCGGCCAGGACGCCGCCGCCGCCAUGGCGGGGGGCGGGGGCGGACUGCAGCGGGGGCCGGGGGCGGGCGCGCCUGGCGACGCCGGCGGGCUCGACGCCGCGGGCUCGGCGACCAGCCGCUUCUGAACUCCUUCAACUGUUCUACCACUCGGGUUGAUCGACGUGUUGUGUUCCGUCGGCGGACCAGCCGGACGAGUGUGUUUUUUCGUUGUUGUUUGAAGUGCCGCCGAGGUUUAAUGCCACUAUGGCCCAGAGGGCGGUGGACGGAGCGGACGUAGAGUGAGUAAGGGACCAAACAUCGGAGAGCGAUGCCGAUAUGUUCGUGACGCCAGGAUGGACUCGGACUUCCCGCGCGUAUGGUCAAAAAGCUCACACCAUAGCCAUCGAACUCGGUGAAAUUCCUCUCGUUUUGUGUUUGUUUGUCGUUAUUUUCACGCGCGUCAUGCAUGAAACCCGACGCGAGGAUGUGGGUAACUUGUUAUUAUUAUUGUAUUUUACUUACCAAAAUAAAGACUCAUCGUCUUUCAAA
Messenger RNA from Frankliniella occidentalis (western flower thrips), 1254 nucleotides. Its product is annotated as homeobox protein Nkx-6.1-like. The transcript is spliced from 2 exons. Bases 153 to 851 code for a protein of 232 amino acids. Lineage: Eukaryota; Metazoa; Arthropoda; Insecta; Thysanoptera; Thripidae. The record is from RefSeq and is a predicted model, not a curated record.